GGUUGCAACAGAACGAUGAUCUCAUGGCUUCUCAUGCACAAUGCUUGUGCGACAGAAUCUGUGAUUGUGCCGCCAAAACUCUGGAAGAUGGCGUCGCAAGGUGGAGAUAAAGGCAUUGCUGUAGUGAUGAAGACUUUAGCCAAGGCACAACCUGCCAUAAUAUCAACCUACGAGCUUUUGAAGAAGAAACUUAACGAUUUUUCGGAAAGCUAUAAACGUAUGGUUGUGGAAGACCCGGCAAAGGUUGCCACGUUUGAGUCGACACUUAAUUUGAUUUCAUUCGUCCUCCCGGGUAACAUUCGGUCAUCAGAUAUUGUAUCAGAGCUGGUUUAUUUUGCUACAAAGAUGUUGGCACUAAUUCACGAUAUUAUUUACAGGCGGGAGCUGAGUGUCAUGCACAAGUUUCUUUGGACUGAGAAAACGUACUUAGAGUCGGUCCUAACUGUUUUGGAAUACAUGGCUCCAUUUCUUGAGUUAGGGGCUGGGCGCUUGUGGGGUGAAUCUGGGAAGUGGUUGGUUGUAUUCUGUUUCCAGACACUAAAAGCUGCUUUGAAGACAAUUUUAUUGUUUGUUUAUGACACUGGUAUCCAGCAUUCGCCAUCUUUAUUAUUUAUUAAAGAAAAAAUUAAAAUAGACCAGAAAGAAAUAGAUAAAAAGCUCACAGCUGUUAAUGAGAAUAUGCCUCAGCAAGAUAGGGAUAUGGAAAAGGCAUGGCAAGAUGCCAAAACAGACACAGAGGACAGUAAAUGCGAUGUCUGGAGAGGAAAAAGAUCAGGAAGAACAAUCAGGUCCUUGAAGUCAUCACCCCCUAAAGGGUUUAGAGAUUGGAAAGUCCCAAAGAAAAUAGAAAAAGAGAGUGAAAGUGUUGAUUACUACAAAGCAGAAAGCAAGCUGACAUACACUGAGAAGUUAGCAGAGCUUGCUUAUAUUUUAAGGCCACUUUGUCAUCUGUCAAGUAUGUUUGUGUGUGGCGAAAAGUCAUGGAAACCAUGGUUGUUGUCAAUGGCAGUUGAUUUGAGUAGUAUACAUCAUUUAAACUCAAAGAAAGUUAUAAAAGAUAUUGAAAAAGAUGAAAUUUUUAGAAGGAAAGCAGCAUUAUUGAUGUAUAUUCUUCGAUCUCCUUUUUAUGACAAAUAUUCCAAGGCAAAGAUCUUAAAGUGUCUUAGAGUUCUAGGAGAAUUAAUUCCUGGAAUGAAAAUGAUUGCCCAACCACUGCAAGAGUAUCUGCCAAUGUGGCAACAGAUUUAUUCACAUAGCUGGUAUAGCUAAAACAUAAUCUUUGUAUCCAGAAUGCAUUUUCUUUAACAGUGAACACAAUUUGCUAAGUUUGACAUUUAUGUAUUGAUAGUUUGCUCCUUUAAAAGCAUUCGUGUCCCAAAUUAAGCUCAAUUAAUUGGCCAAUUCAUGGGGAGACAGAUUGCCUUUAAAGUGCAAGCUAUUUAGUUAGAUGGAGUUUUCAAGUGAAAUUCACAAAAAAUUUGCAAAUUAGAUCUGAAUGCUAUUUCUUUAGAUCAUCAUCAUAUAAUUGCUAUACUUGCUGCAUAUGAUUUUUUUUGCUAUAACUGAUUUAUAAGUUUUAAUUUGAGAUAAUCGAUUCCCUGCUGUUAGUAUUUUUCAUCAGUGCUUCCCUUGAAAGUACACUGUUUUAAGCAUCUGUGGCUUAGUCUGAAGUCACUUCAGACAAUUGUCUCAAGGUAGAACCUUUUGCUUUGAGUAAUUCAAAUAAGACCCAAAUGAACUUCUAAAUGGAACAAAAGAAACAACAAUGUUAUCAUUGAAACUACUAACUACAAUUAUUGUAAUAAGUUGGUUUCUUUUCUUCAAAACCUUACUGCAUGAUUGAGGGAGGGGAUUUCAUUCAGCACACAGAAAGGACUUCAAUGUUGGAGAGGGGGCUUCUUAACCGGUAGCAAAAGAUAGAAUUGUCAGAAAUAAGUAGUUAGAUUGUAUAUAGAAGUAUUCUGUAUUGAGUGAUUUGUUGUUUAUGUGCAUACUCUGUAUAUUAUUUUGGUUUAUUUUUUUUGUAAUGUAUUUUAAUUAAAGGUA
This is a messenger RNA of Rhopilema esculentum, 2046 nucleotides long. RefSeq names its product peroxisomal membrane protein PEX16. The record is from RefSeq and is a predicted model, not a curated record. Lineage: Eukaryota; Metazoa; Cnidaria; Scyphozoa; Rhizostomeae; Rhizostomatidae. Gene Ontology annotation, cellular component: peroxisomal membrane. Gene Ontology annotation, biological process: peroxisome organization.